UCUCUUCUCUACUUCACUCCAGCUGAGUGUAUACGCAGAGAACAGCUCUUCAAGCAAAGGUCAAAUCCUAAAUCGAAAGGAUGUUUGUCUUCAACCGAGGAGAUCUGCCUCCGGAUCCUAGUUUUCCUGCGGAUUUGAAGCAACUGGGGUACUUCAUCAACGAUCGAGAUCAGAUUAGAAAGAUCUCAGAUCCGAAGCAGGAGUUCCAGUUCAAGAUCAACAAGAAUGACCGUUGGAACGAGACGCAGAGAGAAGCAAUGAAUGCCUGCAUCCGAGAAAUUGUCUCUCAACGUCUCCGAGCAUCAGGCCUUGUUACCUUGCGACUGCCUCUCUCUUCCAUCUCAACACAACCGCACGUCCCGAUCCUGGUCUCGCCCAAUAUCUGCACUGCAUCACGCAUAAUCGUCGUUUUUGGCGAGAACGUGCAGGACUUGGGGAUUUGGGCCUAUCGCAAGGUGUCUUCGGAUGGUAUCGCAACCGGAUCCGCCGUGUCGUUUGUUAGGGCUGUCCUUGGGCUGGGAAGUGAUAUUGCGGACGCAGCCAGUGCCGCCAAAAAGAUAAGAACGCACAAGACAGCUCUGGUUUUGACAAACCCUGGUCAGUUAAUCUGGCACUGUGGUUCCAGUCAAGCUAUGUCUCUCCAAUCUUGGCUGGCGUUUCCGCGAUCGUCUGCCGUUGAUCCGCCUGAUACGAUGAGCGAUCGAAACAAGAUACCUGGGAACGAAACCUGGCAGGAACAUAUCUAUCAUGUUUUCGAAAGGAUCUUGAAUCCUAAUGGUCGGUUCGUCAGGAAAGAUGCCAAAAUUGACAUCAUUGGUUUGGCAGACGGGGGCUUGGGAGCGAUCCGGUAUUUGGCCGAUGAGUGGGAUUACUGGCGUGGAUCUAUCUCGGCCAUAUGUCUUUCACAUCCUCUCCAUCAUGCUCAAUUUGAGUUGGGCCAACCCGGGGCCGAAUCGCCUCCAUCAGAUUCUUUCCCUUCGUUCGUCUCGUCGCGCUGCCGUGCUUAUGUCCUGUCCGACAAACCGGUUGGUCUGCCGGUUCCUGGAAGCGACGAACAUGUUUGCAAUUGCUACUCACCCGGAGAGGAGUUGAACGUUGAAUGCAUCAUGCCAGCAGCUUGGAAGGAGAUGCUUCAGUGGCUGACAAGGAUGUAUGAGAACCCCGAACUCUGCGAGGAGCAGUUGAAGUUCAAAAAUGAGGAGGAACAGAAGGUCCGAAACGGGGAGGGACAGAAGCUCAAGAAUGGAGUGGGAAAGAAGCUUGACAAUGGAGUGGGGCACAAUUUGAAAAGUGUGUAGACAGAAGAUGGUACAUCCUGGGAUUUAUUGAUAUUGGGCCUCUAGAGACCCGUACUAGAAGGAAUGAUGGAUGGCGAUGUGGCUGAGGGGCCUCGAAGGAUAUGAAGCUGGAAGGGCACAAUAUUGAUAGGCAGAAAGUCAAUAUGAUUAAC
This is a messenger RNA of Aspergillus campestris IBT 28561, 1450 nucleotides long. RefSeq lists its product as uncharacterized. Gene Ontology annotation, molecular function: siRNA binding. Gene Ontology annotation, cellular component: nucleus. The transcript is spliced from 4 exons. Gene Ontology annotation, biological process: regulatory ncRNA-mediated heterochromatin formation. The record is from RefSeq and is a predicted model, not a curated record. Bases 81 to 1298 code for a protein of 405 amino acids. Lineage: Eukaryota; Fungi; Ascomycota; Eurotiomycetes; Eurotiales; Aspergillaceae.